AUAUAAAAAUUUUAAAUAAUAAAAAUACAAACAAAAUAUCUCUAAAAAAAUAAUAAAAAGAAAUGAAAAAAUAAACUAUAAUAAUACUAUAAUUACUAUUAUUAGGAAUUCUAGCACACCCAGUACCUUCAAAUACUACUAAUACAUCUCAUGCACACAGCCAUUCUCAAAUUAGCAUUCACAAUCACGUUCAUGAACAUCAUAACCAUUCUAAAUGCUCACAAGGCCAUCAUCAUAAAAGUGAAAGUCAUGCAGUCCACGCGCCUUUAACAUUUGUAGAAAAAUCAUUUAACUAAUUUAAAAGAUAUUUCGAAAAAAAUAUUCCUAAUAAACAAUAAUAAGUAAUAACUAGCGUUUUGAUAGUGUCUUUACCUUCCCUUCCUGUGUUUUUAAUUUUAUCUGCUUUAGGAAAAAUAUUUUAAUAAUAAGGAGAUAAAAAUAACUUUUCUUAUAAGCUUUUAAAUAUUCUUUAAAGUUUUGGAUUUGGUUCUAUCCUAGGUGAUGUUCUAUUACAUAUAAUUCCUUAUAUUUUCGAAGAAUAACAUAAUGGACAUGAAGGUCAUGGCCAUUCUCAUGAUUAAGAGAAUUUAUAAACUCCAUUAAUGAUUAUUUUUGGAAUUAUUUUACUUUUGACCCUUGAUUAUUUAUUUAUGGUUUUAAAUUCUAGUUCAGAUGAAGAAAAUCAAAAGCAUAAUCAUGAAAAUACUGAAAAAAACGUCAAAAAUAAUAUAAAAGUUGAAGCUGAAAAAAAAUGUGAUCAUCACAACCAUUAAGAAUAAAAUUCUGCAAUACCAUUUUUAAUUUGUGAUUUUUUACAUAAUUUAACUGAUGGUUUAGCUCUAGGAGCUGCUUUUACUAUAAAUAUUAAUUUUGGAUUAACAUCAACUUUUGUUAUAAUGAUACAUGAAUUACCUCAUGAAAUUGGUGAUUUUGCUUUCCUUAUUAAACGUAAUUAUGGUUUGUCAAGAAUUUUCUAAACUUAAGUUAUUACUAGCUUUGGAGCCCUUGUUGGAGGAAUUAUAGGUCUAAAAACAGGUGAAUUAUAUAAAAAAGAAAUGCUUUCUAUUAUUGCAGGAUGUUUUAUUUAUACAUGUUUAUCAACUAUCUUACCUGAAAUAAAAAACUCUUUAAAAUAAAAUAAAUCUUUUUUGAAUUUCCUUUCAAUUGUUGCUGCAAUUUUAUCUGGGGUUUUUAUUAUGUAUUAGGUUGCUUUAUUAGAAUGAAAUUAUAUAUUGUAAUAAUAUUUUUAUUUUUGUUUUUUUAAUUAAUAAAAAGUAAAAUAUAUAAAAGCUUAUAUUUUUUUUUUCUUUGUUUGUAAAAAAAUAUACUUAUUAUAAUAAUUUUUAAUUUUUAUUUAUUUAUUUUAAAAUAUGUUUAUUAUGUAU
Ichthyophthirius multifiliis is the source of this 1385-nucleotide messenger RNA. Its product is annotated as zinc transporter, putative. Lineage: Eukaryota; Ciliophora; Oligohymenophorea; Hymenostomatida. Gene Ontology annotation, molecular function: zinc ion transmembrane transporter activity. The record is from RefSeq and is a predicted model, not a curated record. The transcript is spliced from 3 exons. Gene Ontology annotation, cellular component: membrane. Gene Ontology annotation, biological process: intracellular zinc ion homeostasis; zinc ion transmembrane transport.